Messenger RNA from Trypanosoma brucei brucei TREU927, 516 nucleotides. RefSeq lists its product as hypothetical. Bases 1 to 516 code for a protein of 171 amino acids. NCBI's taxonomy places the organism in Eukaryota, Euglenozoa, Kinetoplastea, Trypanosomatida, Trypanosomatidae. The record is from RefSeq and is a predicted model, not a curated record. The transcript has a single exon.
AUGGAUGCGGAAGAGUACCUGCAUAUGAAGGAGCGGGAGAUGAUGGAAGAAUAUGGCGCAGUGAUUUUGUCGCAACGCAACGAGAUUGAACAGCUUCAGCGGCGGUGCAGCGAACUGCUGCAUGAACGGAGUUUCAUGAGGGCAUCUGUGGCGGAGGAUGUGCGUCAAUUCUGUGUGGGGCACUUACAGAGGCAGCAGGCACAGCAGCAACGAGCAUCGGGCCGGUUAGCAACUUCCAGUGCCUGCGUACAAUCCAUUCCUGUACUGCACUUACUGCAGUUUCUCCACCAGUACACAUCAGGGGUUGUUCCGGUAAUGGAGACGGAGAAACGCAAGCGCCCACGUGAAACCGGAACCGGUGGGAUAUGCCCCAAUACACCACAUCAGCAGAGACUCGUGCAGCGGAUGAUAACUCGGCGGCGCUUGUGCAUACGGGAAGGUGAUAGUGAGGAGUCUCUCCAGGGUAUUGAAGUGCAAUCGGCCGAACAACCCAUCUGUGCGGAUCAAGUUCAUUGA